CUUAGUCUUUCCCUUGCACUUUUUAAAGCCAUUUUCAGUUAAACACCCCCUCCCUUCCUCCCUCCCCCAGCAAAUAGUCUCCUUGCUUUUAGGAGCAGCUCAAGCAUAUUAAUGGCCUAAGGUAAAAAUUAAAUGGGACUUUAAACUUGAAUUAUUAAUACCAUUUAUAAAAUUAAUUUCUUCUAAUUUUCAAUUGAUAAUAUAACAAGUCUUAUUUUAAAUUAUUUUUCAUGAGAUAUAGUACUCCAAAUAUGUCAAAUUUCUUCAAAUAAUUCCUUUAUUUUCAUGAAAAGUUUGUUUUUUCUACAAAUAGUAUUCAAUAUUUGUUAAAAAAUAAUAACUUAUAACAUAUUAUCAUUAAAAAUGAGGCCCCUUAAAUUCGGGGCAUAAGGCACGUGUCUUUUUUUUUAACACUGUCGAGUCACCCUUGCUUCCUUUCUUUAUAGUCCUAUGUUAUUUUAUUUUUUAACUACUCGUUCAAUGUUCGAUAUUCACAUUAGAAUCCGACUUAAAUCUCCAUUCGCGCUAGAAAGUUCCACAUCAGGAUAAAACGCUCCCUAAUAAAGACAACUCUGUACUCGGGGAAACUCAAACCCAAGACUCUUAAUUAUAAAUGAAGCCACCACAAGUCCACAACCCUUGUUGGUUAUAUAGUCAUAUUAUUACAAACCCCCCACCCCCUAAACAUUCACAGAACUGAACUGGUCCAUAACCAAAAAUAAAAUAAAAUGACUAGCACCAUUGUUUUAAUAGCCUCUGCUCCAUAUAUAACCUUAAUUCCCUAAUUGUUAUGCCUUGCACGUAAAUCACAAUAACUAAUCCUAUAUAAACACCUUCCUUCCUAUUCCCAACAAAGACAAAAAAAAAAAAAGAACUUAUAAAAAAAGAUGGAUUAUCUUAAUGUAAAUAAUCAAGAAAGUGUAGCUGCUAGAAAAAAAUCAAUCAAGAGGAUCACUAUUAUUACAAUAUCCUCUAUAGUAUUUGUUGGUUGUGUUGUAGCAGCUAUUGUUGGAAUAACAACUAACAAAAACAAUGAAAAUUCAAACACACAAACCACUUCUUUUUCAGCAGCUAUUAAGGCUGUUUGUGACAUAACAUUGUAUCCUCAAUCAUGUUACAACAGCCUUGGUCCUCUAGCCACAUCAAACAAACUUAAAGUUGAAGAUAUUUACAAGUUAUCGGUACAAGUUUCUGUCGAUGAAUUGUCAAGAGCAUCGGAUAAGUUCUUCAAUUCGUCAGAAUUCAAGAACAUUUCCGAUCCUAUGACUAUUAAGGCCUUAGAAAGUUGUCAUGAUCUUCUAUCACUUUCUUUGGAUAGUUUGAAUGACUCACUUUCUAUACCAAACAAGUCGUUGCUCGAGGCUUUUACUGACCUCAAGACAACGUUGAGUGCAGCUGGAACUUACCAGCAAACAUGUAUCGAUGGUUUUGGAAAUAUAACUAGUAUUGCUAAACAUAACCUUAAGAAUUCGGGGGAGUAUACGAGUAAUAGCUUGGCUAUUAUUGAUAACAUUGAUGAAUCACUUCAGAACUCAAUGGACUCCAUCGAUUCCUUAGGUCGAAUUGGAAGAAGACGUCGUCUUUUGAUGGAAUUUGAUGGAGAUUUUCCUAGGUGGAUGAGUUCAAAAGAUAGGAAACUGCUUCAAUCUUCAAAAGGGGAAGUUUUGAAUGUGGAUGUUGUGGUGGCUAAUGAUGGGACUGGGCAUUUUACCAAUAUUUUUGAGGCUCUUGAUGUUGUGCCUGAGAAGAGUGAUAAGAGGUUUGUGAUAUAUGUGAAGAAGGGUGUUUAUGUUGAGAAUGUUAGGGUUGAGAAGAAUAAAUGGAAUGUUGUGAUGAUUGGUGAUGGCAUGGAUGCAACAAUUGUUUCUGGCUCUCUUAACUUUAUAGAUGGCACUCCCACUUUUCAAACUGCAACUUUUGCUGUGUUUGGCAAGGGAUUUAUCGCUCGUGACAUGGGGUUCCGCAACACAGCAGGUGCAGCAAAGCAUCAAGCAGUGGCUCUAAUGUCAACUGCUGAUCUCUCUGUUUUUUACCGCUGCAAAUUUGACGCGUACCAAGACACACUCUACACACACUCCAAUCGUCAAUUCUACAGAGAAUGCAAUAUCUAUGGCACUGUAGACUUCAUAUUCGGUAACUCGGCAGUUGUUUUCCAGAAUUGCAACAUACUGCCCAAGAAACCAAUGCCAGGCCAACAGAACACCAUCACAGCUCAAGGCAAAAUCGACCCUAAUCAGAACACAGGCAUUUCUAUUCACAAUUGCACUGUUUGGCCCUCAGCUAACCUUACUGGAGUCAGUACCUUCUUGGGUAGGCCAUGGAAGAACUAUUCCACGACCGUUUUCAUGUAUACGACAAUGAAUAGCUUUAUUGAUCCUAAAGGGUGGUUACCCUGGGUGGGUACUACAGCACCAGACACUAUUUACUAUGCUGAAUAUAGAAACUUUGGCGCUGGGGCUGUGACUAAGAAGAGAGUCAACUGGAAGGGAUUGAGAUUGAAUAUUACUAGUAAAGAAGCUAGCAAGUUUUCAGUUGCACAAUUGAUUCAGGGAGACAAAUGGCUCCCAUCAACUGGAGUCACCUUCAAGAAGGAUAUCUGAUUAAGAUGAAUCAAUGAUUGAGUCUUUUAACAAUGGUUGAGUUUCGUUUUCUGUUCAAAACUUUCUUUGUAUUGAGGAAGGGGAAUUGGUUUGGUUUUACUUUUGAAGCUCAAAGAGCAAGAACCACCUUAUUGCAUUUUCUAAUUUCACUAAAUGUUGGUUGAUUUGCACCCAAAAUUUCAGGGGAAGUAGCUUCUGAAGCAACAAUUACACAAAACUAGUCGGCGAUGUGAUUACCAGCAGCAGUGCAAGAGUAAAUUAUCACAUAGAAAGCCAGAGUAAUUAUAUCAAAAUAGAGAGCUUGAACAUAUAAUUAAAUAUAAAAUAUAUUUGAAUUUCACAAGAGCUUGAGAUGUUAUUUCAAUUAUCUUUUACGCACAAAGGGACAAAAUACCAGUAGUGUUGACAUUCAAAAUUAUGGGUUUGAUAUACGAUUUUAACCUCUAAACCAAAUAUAUUGUACUACUUAAAAUAUAACUAGACUUCCUUACACACGUUUUUAUCCCAAAUUACCUCUAAAACUAAAUUCGCUAACACAAAAGGUUAGUAGUUUUUAAACAGAACAGAAUAUUCAGACACAAAGUAACCAAUUUCAGAGAAACAAAAAGGUACAAAAAUCUAAAUAGAAGCACAAUCAUUGAAAUGUUGCAAUGUAUCAGCAAAUUACUAGUCUCAAACAAAGAACCAUUCAGUAUCCACUGUUCUCAUCAAAAUUGCAG
Messenger RNA from Solanum lycopersicum (tomato), 3319 nucleotides. RefSeq names its product probable pectinesterase/pectinesterase inhibitor 46. The record is from RefSeq and is a predicted model, not a curated record. Lineage: Eukaryota; Viridiplantae; Streptophyta; Magnoliopsida; Solanales; Solanaceae. Gene Ontology annotation, biological process: cell wall modification. Gene Ontology annotation, molecular function: pectinesterase activity; pectinesterase inhibitor activity.